Messenger RNA from Boeremia exigua, 708 nucleotides. RefSeq lists its product as uncharacterized. Gene Ontology annotation, molecular function: RNA polymerase II transcription regulatory region sequence-specific DNA binding; DNA-binding transcription activator activity, RNA polymerase II-specific. The transcript is spliced from 2 exons. The record is from RefSeq and is a predicted model, not a curated record. Gene Ontology annotation, biological process: regulation of transcription by RNA polymerase II. The coding region runs from base 1 to 708 and encodes 235 amino acids. Gene Ontology annotation, cellular component: nucleus. Lineage: Eukaryota; Fungi; Ascomycota; Dothideomycetes; Pleosporales; Didymellaceae.
AUGUCGGAGACCUAUCAUUCAACAUUUGGACAGCAGAUCUUCACCGACGUAUCUGCGAGUGGGAGUUUGUCUGGACGUAAUCGAUUCGAGAUGCUCGACGCAACUCAAUUCUACCAUAGCGACCGCGAAUAUCAAGCUCCAGGAACACUCCGUCUAUCAGGGCAAGACAAUAACUAUGUUAACGGUCAUCCAUUCGCAUAUGCGUCACACAGCGGCCCGCCGUCGCUCCCAAGUUUGCACACGGUGCCCCCUAUGUCGACACACCUCCAGUCACAGUACGACCCCGAUGUGAACAUCCUCGACGAACUCCAGGGCUUCUCUCCAGUCUCGGCUGCCUACAAUAUAAACGCAUAUCGGACCCCUUAUCCCGACAGCAAUGCGACCUCGACCUCAUCAGCUACCAGCCCUGAUCGCCAAGGCAUGAUGGCGGAUCCCAUUAUUGUCGAAGCGGACGAGGACAAGAGAAAACGUAAUCAAGCCGCUUCCGCGCGCUUCCGGCAGAAGAAGAAGCAGCGAGAGCAGCAAUUAAUGGAGACCAGUAGGGAAAUGCAAGACAAGACAAGGAAGCUGGAGUCAGAGAAUGAGGGAUUACGGAAGGAGAACCUCUUUCUCAAGAAGCUUCUCGUCGAGAAGGUCGAUCAUAUGAGUGAGGAGGAUCGAGAGGUCCUAUUGAAAGUGACAGGAGAGGCACUGAAGAAGGCGUCUUGA